Phyllostomus discolor (pale spear-nosed bat) is the source of this 4474-nucleotide messenger RNA. Its product is annotated as protein Shroom2-like. The transcript has 5 exons. The record is from RefSeq and is a predicted model, not a curated record. Gene Ontology annotation, biological process: actin filament organization. The annotation marks the transcript as partial. NCBI's taxonomy places the organism in Eukaryota, Metazoa, Chordata, Mammalia, Chiroptera, Phyllostomidae. Gene Ontology annotation, molecular function: actin filament binding. Gene Ontology annotation, cellular component: adherens junction; apical junction complex; cortical actin cytoskeleton.
UCCUGUUCGGGACUCGGUUGCUCAUCUUUCUUCGUUCUCCCGCCAGACAAGCAGAUGCCCAGGGUCCAGAAGUCAGCCCAGCAGCACGCCGGGACGCGCGGCACCCGGCCCGGGGCUCUGAGCCGUCCCAUGCCCAGGACGCCGCGGAGGCGCCCCACGAGGGCCGCAACAGAGCGGGCACCCUCCCGUGUGACUACAGAUACUCAGAGGACCACAGCCCUGCACACCCACUGUCCCCGCCGCCACCACCACCCGGCCCAGGAUCCCAAACUCAAGGCGGCCUCUCGGCCCCGCCCACUCGAGGGCCGGACCCCCGGCCUGUGAGCGCAGCGUCCCUCGCCAAGCGGCCAGCUCCGCAGAGGCCGCCGCCACCCAAGCGCGAGCCAAGACAUUUCAGGGGACCCGCCGGUGCCAUUCCCACGGGCGCACCUGCGGCCAAUCACCUGGCCGCGCCUGGCAGGCCCCUCCCCACGCCGUCCCCUGAGGCCCUGGAGGUGUGUGCGGACCGCCCGGCCCUCCCCCGCAGCCCCGGUGCCCUGGCGGAGAAGCUGAGCGGUGCCCAGCGCGCAGACGCCGCCCCGAAGCCCGCAGCCGCGGAGCUGGACCGGCAUGUAGAGGAGCACCCAGCCUGCCCCCAGCGGGAAGCCCCGACCCCUCCCAAGGCCCGGCCCCCGCAGACGUCCAGCAUGGAGACCUCGCGCUCCCCUUCUCCUCAGUUCGCCCCCCAGAAGCUGACGGACAAACCUCCCCUGCUCAUCCAGGACGACGGGUCCACCAGGAUCGAGCGGCUGAUAGACAACACCACGGUGAAGAUGGUGCCCAUCAAGAUCGUGCACUCGGAGAGCCAGCCGGAGAAGGAGAGCCGCCAGGGCCUGGCGCGCGCCCCCGCCGAGCCGCCCGCGCUGCCCAGCGGGCUGGAGCGCGACCAGAUCAAGACGCUGAGCACCUCGGAGCAGUCCUACUCGCGCUUCUGCCUGUACAGCCGCCCGGGCGCCGAGCCCGAGCCCCGCGCCCCGCCGCCGCCACCCCCGCCGCCCUCAGCGCCCGGCGGCCCUGACGGCCGCGCCUCCCCGCCGGCGCUCAGCUACGUGAAGGCCAGGGAGCGCACGGCGGAGGACCUGAAGUCGGAGGAGCUGGCCCGGGAGAUCGUGGGGAAGGACAAGUCCCUGGCCGACAUCCUGGACCCCGGCGUGAAGAUGAAGACCACCAGGGACCUCAUGGAGGGCAUCUUCCCCAAGGACGAGCACCUCCUGGAGGAGGCUCAGCAACGCAGGAAGCUGCUCCCCAAAGUCCCCUCGCCCAGGACCACGGAGGAGAAGAGAGAGGAGCCCAGCGUGCCGGUGGCCGCGUUCCUGGCCACCAAUUCCACCUACUACAGCACGUCGGCCCCCAAGGCGGAGCUGCUGAUUAAGAUGAAGGAUCUGCAGGAGCAGCAGGAGCCCGAAGAGGACUCCUCGGGCAGCGACUUGGACCACGACCUGUCCGUGAAGAAGCAGGAGCUCAUCGACAGCAUCAGCCGCAAGCUGCAGGUGCUCCGGGAAGCGCGCGAGAGCCUGCUGGAGGACAUCCAGGCCAACAACGCCCUCGGGGACGAGGUGGAGGCCAUCGCCAAGGACGUCUGCAAGCCCAACGAGUUCGACAAGUUCCGGAUGUUCAUCGGGGACCUGGACAAGGUGGUGAACCUCCUGCUGUCCCUGUCGGGCCGCCUGGCCCGGGUGGAGAACGCCCUCAACAAUUUGGACGACAGUACUUCCCCUGGGGAUCGGCAAUCGCUGCUGGAGAAGCAGCGGGUCCUCGUGCAGCAGCAUGAGGACGCCAAGGAGCUGAAGGAGAACCUGGACCGCCGGGAGCGCCUGGUGUUCGACAUCCUGGCCAGCUACCUGAGCGACGAGAGCCUGGCGGACUACGAGUACUUCGUGAAGAUGAAGUCGGCUCUCAUCAUCGAGCAGCGGGAGCUGGAGGACAAGAUCCACCUGGGCGAGGAGCAGCUCCGGUGCUUGGUGGACAGCCUGCAGCCCGACAGGGGCAAAUGACUGGGUCCUCGCCGGCGGGGAGUGGACACACGGGGCCUUGGUGCCGCAGUCCCCCGGGCUGCGAGCGGAAGCACGGCCUGUGUGUGUGUCCCGCAGCCAGAACCCUCCCUGCCGUGGCGAGGCGGCCCUGGGGAAAGCAGGGACUGCCGCGUGUGUUUGGGACGAUUUAUGGAAGCUGUUGGUUCCCCUUUAGUGCCCGGUGGCUGCCAGUUGGCCGUUCUCCUUCCCAAGGAACCAGACGUGGCGCCUAGUCUGUGGUCCGUGGCAGUCUCUGCCCCGCACCCUUGGGCUCCAGGCCUGUGGUGCAUGCAGGGCUCGUGCGUGGCGGUCAGUGGGUCCUGCCUCCCCCGCCUUCGCUGCUGAACCAGCCUCCUGGGAAGCAACGGAGGGCGUGUGCAGGGCGCACGGCAGGAGACCCCGGGUCCACGUCCUCCCGUGGGACUCCUCCCGGCCACGGGCCUCCCUCUUUCAUCCACGUUUGUCCCACGGUGUUAGUGUUCCUUGUCUCUCUCAUGUUAACGGCGUGCCCUGACCUCACAAAGCCCGUGAUGAUGAUAAUUUAAUAACAUUUUGUAAAGGUGACUACUUCGCCAGUGGUUCAAAACCAGCUGUGAAACGCGUAAGCUGUACGUCGGGUGCCCUCUCGCGAAACCCGCAGUGCAGGGUGUGAGCAUGCCGCAACACCCGUGCACGGGGCGCAGGCCCUUCGCCCGCCUCCUGCCCUGGCGGCACGGGGCGGGGGUUGUCCUGCGGCGUGCAGUGGCGUGGUGAGAUGUGUGUCUGGUCGUCUCGUGCUCGCUCGAUAUGUGUCUCAUGAGACCAGCGGGAUGCUCCUCAAGUUCCUUUCCCCCCAGAACAGUUGUUUUGUGUGCGUACGGUCCCGUUCGUGGUGAUCGGCUACGUCCCCGUUUUUCCCUCUUUAAAUUGACCAGCAUGGCCGUGAAGGCUCCGAUCCGUUUCCUGGAAGAAUCCAGCCUCCGGUGUUUCCGAGGUCCCAUCGCCAGUAUAAACCUGCCAUUGAGUUCACAGACUCUGCCCCGUGUGUGGAUGGAAACGGCAAGAUUCUAAAGACAGUCUGUUCACUUAAAACAAAACAAAACACGCCAUCGUGCUGUCCAUUUCUAGUUGACAAGUCACACACUGGGAGAAAAUAUUGGCAAGUCACACGUGUGACAAAGGAAUUAUCUCCAGAAUAUGUAAAGGACUGUACAAAAACAUCUGCCAUCAGAGAAAAACAGCCCCGUUGAAACGCGGGCAGGAGAUUGCACCAAAGAGGACCAGCGUGGCACAUACCUGCGCACAGGGGAAGGCUGGGGAGCCGCCACCGGCUUGGUUGGGACCUCCUGACUUCUCCCUAAAUCGUCGUAGGGCUGUGCGUGUCUCCACGGAUGCCCACCUGACCACAGGCGUGGUUGAUGGCGGGGGGAUCCCUUGGAUGAGUUCACGUGAAGGUAACAUCUGGACACUUGUUUGACGGAGGGAUCAUUGUCUUACACGAUGCCCCUCAUUGCCAUAAAAGAACUUUCCCAGCAAGUGCGGAGACAUCUCUUUGUCAGACGGGGGACCGCGCCGCCUUAUCAAAACGCACCCGCGCACAAAUGCCUCAGGACACGUGUCCGUCCUUCAGGAGCCAGAGCGGGGGAGCCGGACUCCCGUGCCCACCUCCUUGAGCCGCGCACAGGGGUCCGAACGGGCACGCCCCGCUAACACAGGCAAUAAGCCUCUCUCUGGCAACCCACCCACCCCGGAAAGACAGAGGCCUUUCCAGACGUCUUCAUGCCCACCGGGGGAAGCUCUGUGACUUGAGCAACCCGCCAACGAAGUGUCCUCCUUGGCGCCCAGCCGCGAGCUCCGGAGACUGGAAGGUCCAGCUGCCUGUUGGUGGACCUCCCCCGGUCUCCCUGCCCAGGGAGGCCACCACCCUCCUUUCCGUGUGUUUGCUUUUUCCUUUAGACCCGAGGUUUCGUCUGUGAUGCCUUCCCCUCCGAUGCAGUCUUGUGCUGGUGUCGAAGCUCUGUCCAGUGUGAAGAACAGAGUCUGUGUGUCCGUCCCCUGCCUUCGAUGUGUCCCGAGCACUUUCUCAUACGUGGCCACAUGCAGUGCUGUUCCCCUGUUUGCCUGUUCCGUGUCUGGGGAGUACCGGGAGGGGGGGACCCAAAGAUUCCUGCGAGUCGAUGUAUAUACGUGAUGUUGUACAUAGUUCCAUUAUUGCCUAGAAAACCCGUCUGGUGCUACUGUUUGCCCCGGGCGUUCCUGGAGGGGUGGGGGUCUGCCUCCUGAGCCCGUGGCGUCGCUCCGCUGUGGCACGCCCCGAUUUCAGGCAGCCCCCGUGCCCCCGCGGCUCACUGUGGAAAGCGUGUGCAAGGUGUCGCGCCCGACACUUACCUCUCUCUACACACCAUCCUGCUUGACUUUCACGAAAUAAAUAGUGUCUCCGAGUG